UCCACUCGAAUCACCUUUUGGCACGAGCGGAGAGGAAGAAGGUCGUUUACAACUCAGAAACACACUCUCUGCGUAAUACCAUGGCCUUGCCACCCAAAACUGAUUUUGUGCGACCUGCCCUCUCCCGAACCCAAAGCCAGUAUCCAUUCGGUUAUCCCGCUCCUCCCGUCACUGCUCCUUCUACUCAGAGCGAGGACGCGACAAUUACUGAUGCUGUAUUAGAGCUUUCUGACGGUACCGCUUUUAGAGGCAUUUCCUUCGGUGCUGAAGGUAAAAGCGUAGCGGGAGAAUGUGUCUUCCAGACCGGCAUGGUGGGCUAUACCGAGUCCCUCACCGAUCCAUCAUACGAGGGUCAAAUUCUAAUUCUCACCUACCCGCUCAUCGGCAACUACGGUGUCCCUGCACGCCCGUACACAGACUCCGUCGAGGAUCUUCCGACUGACUUUGAAUCUUCGCGUAUCCACGUCGCAGCGGUCGUCGUGGGUUAUUAUUCGGAAGACUACAGCCAUUACUUGGCAAACUCUUCGCUAGGUACAUGGCUCAAGGAGUGCAAUGUGCCUGCUAUUUAUGGUGUCGACACCCGUGCGCUCACGAAAAAGAUCCGAGAGAAGGGUUCUAUGUUGGCGAAGGUGCUGGCAAGGAAGCACGAAAUUGUGAGCAUGGGCGCACCUAGGUUAUCCGAGAGUCGCUCUCUGUCUCCCCCCGGAUCGCCCAAAUGGAGGGAGGACUUCAUCGACGUGCCUUUCCGUGAUCCCAAUCUUGACAACCUCGUCGCUGUGGUCUCGAUCAAAAUUUCUCGUGUCUUCGAACCCAUCACCGAACCUCGGAUGCACCCGUCGGGCAAGCGACCCCUUCGAGUUCUGGCUGUGGAUGUUGGUAUGAAGUUCAAUCAAAUCCGGUGCUUUACCCACCGUGGCAUUCAGCUCAAGGUUGUUCCCUGGGACUACGACUAUUUGGACCCUUCCGAGGAGCCCUUUGAUGGGCUUUUCAUCUCUAAUGGUCCCGGUGACCCCACCAUGGUCACACCUUCCAUCAAGCGUUUGGCAGAAGCCAUGGCGAGAGCAGACAGGCCCAUCUUUGGUAUUUGUCUCGGACACCAACUCCUGGCGCUUGCCGCAGGUGCAAAAACCUCGAAGAUGAAGUACGGUAAUCGUGGACACAACAUCCCGUGCACGGACGCGUUAAGUGGACGGUGCUAUAUCACAAGUCAGAACCAUGGUUUCCAAGUCGACACUGCGACACUUCCCGAAGGCUGGCAAGAACUCUUCCAGAAUGCGAACGAUGGAAGCAACGAGGGCAUCUACUGCAUAGACAAGCCUUUCUUCUCUGUGCAAUUCCACCCCGAAUCUACUCCUGGUCCUCGCGACACCGAGUUCCUAUUCGAUGUCUUCAUCCAGAAUAUCUUGGAUUGUGUGACCACUAGUAGCCUGAAACCUAUCAAGAUGCCAGGUGGCACGAAGGAAGAGAACGAGAAGCGUACUCCGCGCGCAGACGUUCAAAAGGUUCUUAUCUUGGGUUCUGGUGGUCUCUCCAUCGGUCAAGCCGGAGAGUUUGAUUACUCCGGUUCGCAAGCCAUCAAAGCGUUGAAGGAAGAAGGCAUAUACACUAUCCUUGUCAACCCCAAUAUUGCCACCAUUGCGACUUCGAAGGGUCUUGCCGAUAAAGUCUAUUUCUUACCCGUCACUCCGGAAUUCGUGCGCAAGAUCAUUCAAUACGAAAAACCCGAUGGUAUCUACGUCACUUUCGGUGGUCAAACCGCUCUCAACGUUGGUAUCAAACUCAAGGAUGAGUUUGAGAGUCUCGGGUGCAAGGUUCUCGGUACCUCCAUCGACACGAUCAUUAUGACCGAAGAUAGGCAACUCUUCGCUAGCGCUAUGGAGGAAAUCGGUGAACGUUGCGCUCAAUCGCAGACUGCUACUACGCCUGAAGAGGCUGUUGCUGCUGCGAAAGCAAUCGGAUAUCCUAUCAUUGUCCGUGCGGCGUACGCUCUGGGAGGUCUAGGAUCUGGAUUUGCACAGAAUGAGGGUCAAUUGAAGGCGCUGUGUAGCAAGGCGUUCGCGACUAGUCCCCAGGUGUUGGUCGAGAAGAGUAUGAAGGGCUGGAAGGAAAUCGAGUAUGAGGUUGUUCGUGAUUGCAGAGACAACUGCAUUACUGUUUGUAAUAUGGAGAACUUCGAUCCUCUCGGCAUCCACACUGGAGACUCAAUCGUCGUCGCUCCUUCACAAACUUUGUCUGACGCUGACUACAACAUGUUGCGAACUACUGCUAUCAACGUCAUUCGACACCUCGGAGUCGUCGGAGAGUGCAACAUCCAGUACGCUUUGAACCCCAUUUCGAAAGAGUACUGUAUCAUCGAAGUCAACGCUCGUCUAUCUCGUUCCUCCGCACUCGCUUCUAAGGCGACUGGAUACCCUCUUGCUUUCAUUGCCGCCAAACUCGGUCUCGGUAUUCCUCUCAACGAGAUCAAGAAUAGUGUCACCAAAGUUACUAGCGCUUGCUUCGAACCCAGUUUGGACUACGUCGUGGUGAAGAUUCCUCGCUGGGAUCUCAAGAAGUUCAGCCGCGUGAGCCCGUUGUUGAGUAGCAGCAUGAAGAGUGUCGGUGAGGUCAUGAGUAUCGGAAGGACGUUCGAGGAGACAAUUCAGAAGGCCAUUCGGGCCAUUGACGACCAGUUCUCUGGCUUUUCUGACAACGAUCUGGUCGAGGAUAUUGACGAGGAGUUGGUCAAUCCCACUGACAAGCGCAUCUUCGCUCUGGCCGCCGCAUUCUACAAGGGUUAUUCGGUUGAGAAGAUUUGGCAGAUGACCAACAUUGACAAGUGGUUCUUGACAAAGUUGCAGUCCAUCCACAGGAUGGAAAGUCGUUUGUCCGAAUGCAAUGUCUCGACUAUCAGCCCGGACCUUCUUCGUCAAGCAAAGCAACUAGGUUUCUCCGAUCGUCAGCUUGCGAGUUGCAUGGGCUCCACCGAACUCGCCGUUCGUCGUCUCCGUCAAGAAAGCGGCAUUGCGCCCUUCGUAAAGCAAAUCGACACCGUGGCUGCUGAGUUCCCUGCCUUCACCAACUACCUUUACACAACCUACAACGCUAUCGAACACGACAUCACCUUCAAUGAACGCGGUGUUAUGGUCUUGGGUUCCGGUGUCUAUCGCAUCGGAUCGUCCGUUGAGUUUGAUUGGUGUGCUGUACGCGCCAUUCGUACCCUUCGCGACAAUGGGCUCCAAACCAUCAUGGUGAACUAUAACCCGGAGACGGUCUCUACCGAUUACGACGAAGCGGACAAACUAUACUUCGAGAAUAUCAGUUUGGAGACCAUCCUCGAUAUCUACGACACGGAACAUGCACGCGGUGUCAUUAUUUCGAUGGGCGGUCAAACUCCGAACAACAUCGCUCUGCCUCUUUAUCGCCAGAACGUCAAGAUUUAUGGAACCUCUCCAGAGAUGAUUGAUACCGCCGAGAACAGGUUCAAGUUCUCCCGUCUGUUGGACGAGAUUGGCGUGGACCAGCCUCAAUGGAAGGAAUUGUCUAGCUUCAAGGAAGCUCACUGGUUCUGCCAAAAUGUUGGUUACCCCGUACUCGUUCGGCCUUCCUAUGUCCUUUCCGGCGCUGCUAUGAACGUCGUCUUCAGCCAGGAUGAUUUGUCAAGCUACUUAUCUCAAGCCACCGCAGUUUCUCGCGAACAUCCCGUGGUCAUCACCAAGUACAUCGAAGGCGCGAAGGAGAUUGAGAUGGAUGCCGUUGCUAAGGAUGGGAAGAUGAUCAUGCAUUACAUUUCUGAGCAUGUCGAGAAUGCGGGCGUUCACUCUGGAGAUGCCACGCUCAUCCACCCUCCCCAGGAUCUAGACCCAGAAACUGUUCGUCAGAUUGUGGAAGCUACCGCUAAGAUCGGAGAUGCGUUGAACGUCACCGGACCCUACAACAUCCAAUUUAUCGCCAAGAACAACGAGAUCAAGGUCAUCGAAUGCAACCUUCGAGCUGCUCGUUCAUUCCCCUUCGUGUCCAAGGUCACUGGAAUCGACGCCAUCGAGAUGGCGACCAAGGUCAUGAUGGGAAUUCCAGUCGAGCCAUACCCCGAUCCUGGUUUGCCUACUGAUUACGUUGGUGUCAAGGUUCCUCAGUUCAGCUUCAGUCGAUUGUCCGGUGCCGAUCCUGUUCUUGGUGUAGAGAUGGCGUCUACUGGAGAGGUCGCUUGUUUCGGCAAAGACAAGUACGAAGCGUACCUGAAGGCACUCAUCUCUACAGGCAUUAUUGUCCCGAAAAAGAACAUUCUUUUCUCGAUUGGUGGAUACAAGGAGAAACUCGAGUUACUUCCUUCGGUUCAGAAAUUGCAUGCCGCAGGGUAUAACAUUUUUGCAACGUCAGGAACAGCAGAUUUCCUAACGGAGCACAACGUGCCUUGCAAGUAUCUUGAAACUCUCCCAGAGGAUUCCAAGGAUCAGCAGAAAUCGGAGUAUUCGCUCACUCAGCAUCUUGCAAACAACUUGAUCGACAUGUACAUCAACCUUCCGUCCAAGAACCACUAUCGCCGACCUGCUAGCUACGCUAGCAAGGGAUAUCGCACACGUCGUAUGGCUGUCGACUUCGCCGUUCCUUUGAUAACGAAUGUCAAGGUUGCCAAGCUCUUCUUCGAGGCUCUCGUCCGGAAAUAUCCUCUUGAUGUUUCACCCGUCGAUUUCAAGACUUCACAUCAGACGUACACAUUCCCUGGAUUGGUGAACAUUGCUGCCUUUGUCCCCGGGUUGACAUCAACAAGUCCAGACGAUCUCGCGGAUGCGCUGAAAGCAUCCAUCAGUGGAGGUUUUGCAACUGCCCUCAUCUUGCCUUACAACAUAUCCGACAAGCUGGUGGAUCGUGCCUCGUUGGACAUCGUCCGUGCCAAUAUCUCAAAGGCGCCUUAUUGCAACUAUGCUGUAAGCGUGGUUGCCACGUCCACGAACCUGAAUGAGCUGGAUGAAGAAUUGCAAGCUGACGUCAAAUCGUUGUUCAUUCCCUUCGACCACAUGGGCCUUAACCUCUCAAUCUCGGCCAUCGCUUCGCAUUUCGCUUCCUGGCCGGUUAACAAACCUGUUGUCACCAACGCAAGAGGCACUGACCUUGCACCUGUCCUGCUGAUGGCAGGUUUGCAUGACCGAAGCCUUCAUGUGACCGAUGUACAGAGCAAAGACGAUCUGUUGUUGAUUUCCCUUAACAAGGCUAAGGAACAGAAAGUCACUUGUGACGUUUCUGUCUAUUCACUCUUCUUUACGCGCGACGAUUUCCCCAGCGCAACGUGUCUUCCCUCGGUUGAAGAUCAGAAGGCUCUUUGGCAGGGUCUGGAGUCUAUCGAUGCAUUCUCCGUGGGUAGUACACCUUAUAGCCUUUCACGGGAGUUGGACAAGGAGGCUUCUACCUGGACCGGCAUCGACGAAGCGUUACCUUUGCUUCUUACUGCUGUCGCCGAAGGUCGACUUACGCUCAAGGAUAUUCAGCUCCGACUUCAUGAAAAUCCUAUCCGCAUUUUUGGUCUUCCCGACCAAGUUGCGACACAUGUGGAGGUUGUGAUUGGUCGUCGAGCCCACAUUGGCACAAGCAAAAAGCAUGGGCAGAAAGCGUGGUCACCUUUGGACGGCAAAAUGCUUGAUGGUGCUGUACACCGAGUCGUGCUUCACGGUCAAACUGCGUUCUUGGAUGGUGUACUUGGUAGUACUCCGGCCGGUCGUGAUAUGUCGAGCGCUAUAAUUGCACAUCAGCAAGUCGAAAGACGUCCGUCAAUUUCUGGACAGAGACCAGAAAUCAGUCCGAUGGUUUCGUUCUCCAAGUUGCCCGAGCCCGCUGCUCCUCAAACGGUAUCCGCUCUAGGCGCCAACAUUCCUGCAGCGUAUGGUCCAGCUAGGGGCCCACAGAUCUUGUCGAGCCUUCUGCCUCAUCCUGCAUUCCAUCGUCGCCACGUUUUGUCGGUCAAGCAAUUCUCACACAAGGAUGUGCAUGAUCUUUUCACGCUUGCGCAUGAGAUGCAAUUGCAGGUGGAGCGUAGUGGUGUCCUCGAUAUACUGAAGGGCAGGGUGCUCUGCACUCUGUUCUACGAACCUUCCACACGCACCUGUUCUUCCUUCGACGCUGCUAUGAAGCGAUGCGGAGGCGAAGUUGUAAAUGUGAAUGUCGACUCGUCUUCUGUUUUGAAGGGUGAGACAUUGCCAGACACUAUCAGGACUCUGGGGUGCUAUGCGGACGCAAUCGUGAUUCGCCAUCCUGAUGUUGGCAGCUCCCAACUCGCUGCGAAAUAUUCUCCUGUUCCUAUCAUUAACGCUGGUGAUGGUGUCGGAGAGCAUCCUAGUCAGGCCCUUUUGGACGUCUACACAAUUCGUUCUGAACUCGGUACUGUCAAUGGGAAGACCAUCACGCUUUUAGGUGAUCUGAAAAAUGGACGCACUGUUCACAGCCUAGUGACGCUCCUCUGCAUGUAUUCUGUGCGACUAAACUUUGUCUCUCCUGCGUCUCUCGCGAUGCCCGCGAGUGUUGUUUCGGCCGCUCGUAAAGCGGGCGCCCAUGUCUACCAGUGCGAGUCGCUCGAGGAUGUACUGACGGACACCGACGUCCUCUACGUGACGCGCGUACAAAAGGAACGCUUCGCGAGUGAAGCAGAGUGGAGUGGCGUGAAGGAUGCAUACCGAAUUGACCAUGCUUUGCUGUCAAGGGCUAAGUCGGACAUGAUUGUCAUGCACCCACUUCCAAGAGUCACUGAAAUCGACCCUGAAGUCGACUUCGACUCUCGCCGAGCUGUUUACUUCCGACAGAUGCGUUAUGGGCUCUUCAUCCGCAUGGCUCUUCUGGCAAGCGUCAUGAUUUAAAAGUACCCUCAGUUUUACAUAAUUAUCCAUCAUGCAUGAAUUCGUGGACUCUUCAUGGCUUGAUAUUGCAAAGAUAGACACGGCAAGGGAUUCCCUAAGAUGCAGCUUCAUGAGUAGGAAAAGUACCAAGUAGAAUGUACAUUUAGACAACAAUUGUAAAGAACAACCCCCCUACAUAGUUUCGAAUAGUAUACUGUUUUGAAUACUUGGAUCUCCAAAGCUAGUGACCAGGCGAAUGUUACUUGUGCAAUGUUUUCUCCUU
Molecule: messenger RNA, 7086 nt
Organism: Somion occarium
Lineage: Eukaryota; Fungi; Basidiomycota; Agaricomycetes; Polyporales; Cerrenaceae
Source: the annotation of a GenBank genome assembly